Molecule: messenger RNA, 1038 nt
Organism: Suncus etruscus (white-toothed pygmy shrew)
Lineage: Eukaryota; Metazoa; Chordata; Mammalia; Eulipotyphla; Soricidae
Gene: TMEM106A
Product: transmembrane protein 106A
Exons: 7
Coding region: 103-864 (253 amino acids)
Source: RefSeq, a predicted model, not a curated record
GAGUUCUAACUGCUCAUUUUCUUCCCCGUUGCAUUUAGGAUAUGACUCCUUGUCUGUCUUGAGAACUGAGCUUUGUUCUGUUGGAAAAACUCUCCCUGAAGGAUGUCCUCCCUACAAAACCUUCUGGAGGAUGAGAACAAAUUCAUCUUAACCCCUGAUGACAGCAAGUCUGUCAGCUACUUCAGCACCUGUGGCAGGAAGUCUUCUUGCUCCUGUGUGCCUCAUCCCAGAGGUACCAGCUUUGUGACUUGUCCCACCUGCCAAGGCAGUGGAGAGAUACCUCGAGAGCUAGAAAAGCAGCUGGUGGCCCUCAUCCCCUACGGGGACCAGAGGCUGAAACCAAGGCGCACGAAGUUGUUCGUGUCCCUGGCAGUGCUCAUCUCCCUGGUGACAACCUCAUUCUUGUUCUUUGUCCUGUAUCCCCGCUCCAUCUCUGUGCAGCCUGCAGGACUCAACUCCUCCCUGGUGGCCUUGGACAAGGAUGAAAUCUACAUCAAUGUAUCGAAUAUCUUGAAUAUCUCCAACACCAACUACUACCCCAUCACUGUGACCCAGAUCACCAUUGAAGCCUUGCAUGUGUCCCUGGUGGUGGGCCAGGUCUCCCUCAGCAGCCUCCUACACAUUGGUCCAUUUACCACUCAGCAGAUGGUGUACACAGUAUCCACCAAGAUCAAAGAAGAAAGCACGUACAAAAUCUGUUCGUGGGAGAAAAUCAAAAUCCACCAUGUGGUUCUGCACAUCCAGGCCAUCCUGACUUACUCCUACCUGGGCCAUUCGGAGCAGAAGCCCUUUGAGAACUAUGAAUAUGUGGACUGCCGUGGAAACACAUCACUCACCUCCAGGCCAGCCUCUCUUCUGACAUGACCUGUCCACUGCUGCCACUCAUCUUCAGGCACAGGCCACAUAGGUCUGUGUCUGCCACUUACUAUUCCACGCUUCCCAAGGAAGGAGCAAAGUGACUUCCCAAAGGAAAAGCUUUUAUUCUAUGCUGCUUUCACCCCCAAUGCCUUUAGCACAGAUAUCUUUGUAUAUUAGUUA